Molecule: messenger RNA, 6856 nt
Organism: Sphaeramia orbicularis (orbiculate cardinalfish)
Lineage: Eukaryota; Metazoa; Chordata; Actinopteri; Kurtiformes; Apogonidae
Gene: lamb2
Product: laminin, beta 2 (laminin S)
Exons: 36
Coding region: 134-5533 (1799 amino acids)
Biological process (GO): tissue development; substrate adhesion-dependent cell spreading; cell migration
Cellular component (GO): laminin trimer
Source: RefSeq, a predicted model, not a curated record
CGCAGGAGUUCAGGACUCCUCAUCGUAAUAACGCGACUCCGUUCGGCAGCAAGUGGACCAGGAGAAGACACGCAAAACACAGGAGCGAUCAUCCACUUAGGACCGACACGGUUGCCUGCAGCCUGGUGGGUUGAUGUGCGCAACGAUGCAGGCGUCCCUGGUAGUGCUCAUGUGCGUCUUGGCCGCUGCCGCUGGCCAGGAGCCCGACCACAGCCACGGCUGUGCCCACGGCAGCUGUUACCCAGCAACGGGAGACCUGCUGGUCGGACGGGAGAAGAACCUGAAGGCAUCAUCUACAUGUGGCAUGAGGAAAAAAGAGCCCUACUGUAUUGUCAGCCAUCUGCAGGAUGAGAAAAAGUGCUUCUUCUGUGACUCCCGCCGCCCGUAUGACCCCGUCUACAACACCAUCAAUCACAGAAUAGAAAACGUCAUCACCACCUUCAAACCUCACCGCAAGAAGUCGUGGUGGCAGUCGGAGAAUGGCAAGUCGGACGUUUUUAUCCAGCUGGAUCUGGAGGCAGAGUUUCACUUCACUCAUCUCAUCAUGACCUUCAAGACAUUCCGCCCAGCAGCCAUGCUAAUCGAGCGAUCUGCAGAUUUUGGUCGUACCUGGCAGAUAUACCGCUACUUUGCAUAUGACUGCGCCUCUGACUUUCCUGGAGUCUCCGAGGGUCCCUUACGUCACGUCGACCAAGUCAUUUGUGAGUCGCGCUACUCAGACAUCGAGCCGUCCACAGAGGGAGAGGUCAUCUACAGAGUGUUAGAUCCAGCCAUCACGAUUGAGGAUCCAUACAGUCCAAAUAUCCAGAAUCAGCUGAAGAUCACCAACUUGAGGGUAAACUUCACCAAGCUUCACACACUGGGAGACAACCUGCUGGAUACCAGAGCUGAAAUUAAAGAAAAGUAUUAUUAUGCCAUAUAUGAGCUUGUCGUGCGUGGAAACUGCUUUUGCUAUGGCCACGCCUCAGAGUGCGCCCCCAUUGACGGCAUCAGGGAUGAUAUAGAGGGAAUGGUGCACGGCAGGUGUGUGUGUAACCACAACACCAAGGGGUUGAACUGCGAGCAGUGUGAUGACUUCUAUAAUGACCUGCCCUGGAGACCGGCUGAGGGACGCAACACCAAUGCCUGCAAGAAGUGUAACUGUAACAGCCAUUCCACUAAGUGUCACUUCGACAUGGCGGUGUAUCUGGCCACUGGUAACGGCAGUGGAGGAGUGUGUGACGACUGCCAGCACAACACAAUGGGACGCAACUGUGAGAUGUGUAAACCUUUCUACUACAAAGACCCCUUCAGGGACAUCAGGGACCCCGGGGUCUGUAUAGCCUGUGACUGUGACCCAGAUGGAUCUCAGAAUGGAGGGAUGUGUGACAGUCACACCGACCCUUCCCUCGGCAUGCUGGGAGGCCAGUGCCGGUGCAAGGCCAAUGUGGAGGGGCCUCGCUGUGACAAGUGCAAGACUGGCUUCUUUGGCCUGAGCGCUGAAAACCCUGAGGGCUGCCAACCUUGUCGGUGUGACCACAGAGGAACAGUCUCAGGUAACGCCCAGUGUGACCCGGUCAGCGGCGACUGCUUCUGCAAGCGUCUUGUCACUGGACGCAGCUGUGACCAGUGUCUGGCGGAACACUGGGCGCUGAGCCAUGACCUGAACGGCUGCAGAGGCUGCGAGUGUGAUAUUGGAGGAGCCUUAGACAACCACUGCUCCAUGGAGACUGGUCAGUGUCGCUGUCGCAGUCACAUGACCAGUCGUCAGUGUACCCAGGUGGAGUCUGGGUACUUCUUCAUGGCUCUGGAUCACCUGCUCUAUGAGGCUGAACUGGCCAAGAUGGGUCAGGGCUGUGCACUCGAGGUCAGGGAGCACCAGCAGGGACGACCCGCCUCUUGGACAGGUCUUGGGUUUGCACGUGUACCUGAGGGAGGAACGUUGGAGUUCCUCAUCACUAACAUCCCCUACUCCAUGGAAUAUGACCUUCUCAUCCGCUACGAGUCACAGAUGCCUCGGGACUGGGAAGAGGUUCGUAUCACAGUGGUCCGACCAGGGCCGAUUCCCACCAGUAGCCCCUGUGGAAACACCAUCCCUGAUGACGACAGACUCACCAUCGCCUUCCCAGCAGGAGCCAGGUUUGUGGUCCCACCUCAGCCUGUGUGUCUGGAGAGGGGUGUGACUUACACCCUGCGCUUCGACUUCAGGCGUUAUCAGGACGCCAACAGUAUCCUCAACGGAGCAGCAGUCCUCCUUGUGGACUCUAUUGCCUUGAUGCCACGCCAUUCUUCCAUGGAGAUGUUCAAUGCAGGGGAUGCAGCGUCCAACAUAAGGAAGCAGACGUAUGAACGUUACCGCUGCCACGAGGGGGCAAAAAGUGUGACCCGCCCACUGAUGAGUGACACGUGUGCCAAGCUCAUCACCAGUAUGUCGGCCAUCAUUAACGAUGGGGCUCUGGCUUGUAAUUGCGACCCCCAGGGCUCCGUCAGCUCAGUGUGUGACGUCCGUGGAGGUCAGUGUCACUGCAGGCCAAAUGUCAUUGGUCAGCGCUGUGACAAGUGUGCACCUGGAACUUAUGGCUUUGGACCAUCUGGCUGCAUAGCUUGUGGUUGUAGUCUUGAAGGCUCAGUGACUCGUCUUUGUGAUAAGUUCACGGGUCAGUGCCAGUGUCGUCCUGGUGCUUUUGGUCAGCGUUGUGAUGGAUGCCAGGCGGGUCACUGGGGUUUCCCAAGCUGCCGACCCUGCCAGUGUAACGGACACGCCGACGAGUGUGACCAGAGGACCGGAGCCUGCAUCCACUGCAGAGACAACACUGGAGGAGACAAGUGUGACAGAUGUGCCAAUGGUUACUAUGGUAACCCAAUUUUGGGUAUAGCAUCCGGUGCUCAGUGUCGCCCGUGCCCCUGCCCAGAUGGACCCAACAGCGGACGCCACUUUGCAGCAUCUUGUUACCAGGACAACCGUAACCGACAAAUCAUCUGCAACUGUAACCAGGGUUACACAGGGAUUGUUAAACGUUCCGGGGUGACCAUUUUUAAGCGUGCCCGAUGUGAGGAAUGUGCCCCUGGCUACUAUGGCAACCCGUCUCAGCCGGGGGGCCGCUGCCAGCCCUGCCAGUGCAACAACAACAUCGACAUGUCAGAUAUGGAUGCUUGUGACAGGCAGACAGGAGAGUGCAGGAAAUGCCUCUACAACACCGAGGGUCCCAACUGUGGCAUCUGCAGGAGCGGAUAUUACGGGGACGCUUCCCGACGCAACUGCCGGAAGUGCACAUGUAACUUCUUGGGCACCGAACGAAGCCAGUGUGUGGAGCGUGAAGACUGUGUGUGCCAGCGCUCCACAGGACAGUGCCAGUGUCUUCCAAAUGUCAUAGGUUUGACAUGUGACCACUGCGCCCCCAACCACUGGAACCUGGCCAGUGGGAUGGGCUGUGAACCCUGUGGGUGUGACCCCCACAACUCUGUCACCUCUUCAUGUAAUGAGUUUACUGGUCAGUGUCAAUGUCGUGACGGCUUCGGGGGGAAGACCUGCACGGACUGUCAAGAGAACUACUGGGGGGAUCCAAGGACUCAGUGUAGAGCCUGUGACUGUGACUGGCGUGGCAUCGAGACAUCUCAGUGCAACCGUGUGACUGGCCACUGUGUUUGCCAGCAGGGGGUGUCAGGUGUUCGCUGUGACCAGUGUGCCAGAGGCUUUUCUGGACAGUUCCCUAACUGUCAGCCCUGUCAUCAGUGCUUCGGGGACUGGGAUCGCAUCGUGCAGGACCUUGCAGUACGUACCAAGACUCUUGCAGCACGUGCCCAUGAGAUCCAGACCACUGGGCUUACUGGGCCCUAUGAGAAGGCCUUCAGAGACCUGGAGGAGAAACUAGCACAAGCACAGGGGAUCGUCAAUGCACGCAAUGCCACUGCAGCGGCCGUCUCUACUCUGAUGGAACUCAUAGAAGACCUCAGAACACAAAUCAGUGACAGCACUGAUACCCUCAACCGUCUGGAAGGAGAUCUAACUAUUGUCCAGGACAGCAACUCUGAGGCAAGCAAGGAGCUGAGCGCCCUGGAGAGGGAGGCCAGAGAACUCAACCUCACUUCAGAGCAGCUACACCGACAACUGGAUAUCCUCAAAAACUCCAACUUCCUAGGUGCCUACGACAGCAUCCGAAGCUCCUACAACAAGUCUCGUGAUGCAGAACGACGAGCCAAUGAAUCCACUACCACCAAGCCCAGCACCGUCAGCCAGUCCGCGGACACUCGGCGCCGCACUGAACGCCUCAUCGCCGCUAAGAAGGACGACUUCAACCGUAAAAAUGCUGCCAACAAGCGUGCCCUGGGAGAUCUCAAUGCCAGAACCCAGGUCCUGGAUAUAAAGAAGAUCAAUGAGAAGGUUUGCGGUGCCCCUGGUGAUGCCCCUUGUGAAGAAAGCCCUUGUGGGGGUGCAGGUUGCCGUGACGAUGAGGGUAACCGACACUGUGGAGGCCUAAAUUGUAACGGAGCUGUUGCGGUUGCUGACAAUGCGCUGGAGAGAGCCAAACACGCAGAGAAGGAGCUGAACAAAGCGAUGGGAGAGGUGGCAGGACUGUUUACUAAGGUGGCAGAGGCUAAGAACAAAGCAGAGGAAGCCAAAGGUAAAGCACAGGCAGCUCUGGACAAAGCCACAGCCACAAAGAAUAAAGUGGAGCGCUCCAACAAUGACCUGAGAGACCUCAUCAAACAGAUCCGAGACUUCCUCACUCAGGAGGGUGCAGACCCUGACAGCAUUGAGGCUGUUGCUAACCGGGUGUUGGAGUUGUCCAUCCCUGCUUCAAGCCUACAGAUCCAACACCUCGCUGAUGAAAUCAAGGAACGGGUUCGCAGCCUUUCCAAUGUGGACGCCAUUUUGGAACAGACGCAGGAUGAUGUCCGCAAGGCUGAGCAACUUCUGCUGGAUGCCAAGAGGGCAAGGCAUCGUGCUGAGGGCAUAAAGACCACAGCAGAGACCGUGAAGCAGGCCUUAGUGGAUGCUAAGACUGCCCAGACAACUGCAGAGAAGGCCAUAGCAAGAGCCAGAGCUGACAUUGGAGAGACUGAGGACCGACUGGCACAGAUUGAAUCAGAGACAACCAACAGUGAGAAGGACCUGAAUGAUGCCAUGGACCGCUUGGGUAUCCUGGGAAAUGAAAUCAACGCUCUGAAGACCAAACGUGCCAACAACAGCAUGGCAGCGGCCCGUGCCGAAGAGACAGCCACCAUGGCACGUGACAAGGCAAACGAAGCCAAGCAGAUUCUCGAAGGCCAGCUGACAGAUAAAUACCACGAGGUGCAGCAGCGAGUUGACACCAAGGCAAAGGCUGUGCAGGAUGCCAAGAAAAAGGCCGAAAGGCUCAGAGAUGAAGCCAAGGAACUUCUGAGAGAUGCUCAAAACAAGCUGCAGAGACUAGCAGAGUUGGAGAAGAGCUAUGAGGAAAAUCAGAAGAAAUUGGAGGGGAAGGCCCGUCAGCUGGAUGGCCUGGAAGACAAAAUGAAAGCUAUCCUCAAUGACAUCAACAAGCAGAUUCAGAUUUACAACACAUGCCAGUAACUCAAUACACCACACUGUAAGAAAAACAGGUCCAGUCUCAUUUCAUUCUGUCACAUGCCUGAUAAUAGACUUCAAAGAAAAAACUUUAAUGGAAGGACUGGGAGGAUCAUGUGAUUGCUCUGCAAAUGAUAUUGCAUAUGUUGUAAAAUGUGCAAUUUCGAUAAGUAUUUAUGUUUCACUUUUAAAUAUCCAAGCAUAUUCAUGACUGAAUGUGAUGAGGUUCGUUAUUAUUGCAUAGUGUAUUUUAUUUUAAUAUGUGCACUCUAUUUUUUUAUGUUUUAAUUAAUCAGUGAUUACAUUUGGACUUAUUGAUGAUUACAUUAAAGACAUGAUAAAGAAAUAUUUUACAAAAUUCAGUAACACAGGUGCACCAGUUGCAAUGCAAACAAUCUUGUCAAAUGUCUUGUAUUAUUUUGAGGGACUGUAAAUGGAAGCUGUGGACUUACUGCAUUUUGUUCACAAACUUCUGUUGAUGUUAUUACUGGAAGUGUAUUCUGAGCUGUGCUCACCUCUAGAGGACCUCAUUCACUGUAAACUGCAGAGGAUGGUGCACUUUACAGUCAGGCCAUGCAGGUUCUUUUUUUCAACAGAACAGACCACAAUGUUUGGGUUAAUAAGGGCAUUGGAUCUGUAAUUAUAUUUUUACAUGUAGUCAUGAUUUUUUUGUGCCCAAAACAAAGCUUUAAUAAUUGUAUUUGUGCCAAAAUGCAGGAAAUUCAAACUCUUAGUUUUAAGAGCAAAACAGCCCUUUUAAUCUCAAAUUUUUGGUUAAAAAUCCAACAUAGUAUGGUGCUGGAAAUCAGAAUUACCUGACUUUUCAAUUCUUAACUUUUUUUUUCAACAAAAUAUUCACACAAAAAUGAAGAUUGGCUGUAUUUUAAUAAAACACUAGUCUGCUGCUUUAUAUGCAGUAAAGCUGCAUCCCCUUAACCUGUAGUAAGGUGUCUGUACAGUACAUUAUACAGGACUAUGGUAGUGAAUGAAUCAGAAUUGGUCCAUUAGUCCAUUUAAUCCAGAUUAAAGUGUCAGAACAGCUGUAUGAAACUGAAGCAUCAUGGUGUACAGUAUGUACAAUACAGUGUUUAAAUGUGCCUUAUUUUACUGAAUGUCAGUAUCAUGUACAUUUACUCAUGUCCUUUUUGCAUGACAAUUUGUGUGACAAAUAAUGCCAGUUGUAGGUGUAACAAACCAAGAAAACUAACUUUGGACACAUACUAUUAACUACCAGUCACAUCAUUUUGAUAAGGAAUUGCCAAAGCAAAAAUACCCAAAGACUCUUGUGUAAAGUUGAACCCUGUAUAGAAUGUGAAUAAAGCUUCAUUA